Molecule: messenger RNA, 2517 nt
Organism: Hypomesus transpacificus
Lineage: Eukaryota; Metazoa; Chordata; Actinopteri; Osmeriformes; Osmeridae
Gene: smyd4
Product: SET and MYND domain containing 4
Exons: 10
Coding region: 68-2398 (776 amino acids)
Molecular function (GO): protein binding
Source: RefSeq, a predicted model, not a curated record
CAUCUUUGGGCUGCAGACAGUACACUUGAGUUAGAGCAGCUAGCUGGAUAACAAUCUGUAUCACAAAAUGGAUAUUCCAUGUAUAAAAUGGCAAAAGCAUGUUGAAGAGAAGUGGACACAACUCGACCCUAAUCAAACUGAAUGGUUUUCAAGUCUGUCGGAGAUAGAUCAAGUUUUUGAGCUUGCCCUGUCACAAAUAAAUCAGGAGGACUUAAACUUUCUGUCAGGCGUGUCGAGGGACUACCCUGUCCAGAAGGACCCAGAGCGUGCAGCUAAGUGCAGGGAGAAUGGCAAUGCCAGUUUCAAGACCAGAGACUACAAUGCUGCUGCCCUGCACUAUUCUCAGGGUGUGUGUUUGGCCUCGCAGCGCUCCGAGCAGCUUUCUCUCUGCUUCGCCAACCGCUCUGCUGCCCUGCUCUACCUCCAGCACCACCAGGACUGCCUUGAGGACAUCGACAGGGCGCUGGAGCAUGGCUACCCCGCUCACCUGCGUCACAAGCUACACGAGCGACGCACGCUGUGCCUCAACCACCUCCAGCACAAAGCAGACCCGGGAACCCCGGACGAGGAGGGGGCAGGUGGUACAGAGGAGAAGCAAACUCACCUGCCCCAGUGUCCACCUGGGACUGGGCCCGUGUCCUCUCUCUCCCCCGGCUUCUCUGUGCGUUUUAGCCCGGGGAAAGGGCGACACCUGGUGGCCACUGAGGGAAAGGCGGCCGGAGAUGUGAUUCUGGAGGACCGGGCCUACGGCUGUGUGCUCAUCCCUGGGAUGGAGAGACUGAAGGGGGCAGAGGGAGGGCGGGAGAGAAGGGGCGUGUUUGGGACGGAGGACAGGCACUGCCACCGGUGUCUGUGUGAGGUUGUGAGCCCUGUGCCCUGUGAGGGGUGCAGCUACGCCCGCUACUGUUCCUAUCGGUGCAGGAGAGCAGCCUGGGAGGAGCAUCAUCGCUGGGAGUGUCCAAUAGGAGCAGAGCUCAGGGCUUUGGGCGUGAUGUCACAGCUGGCUCUAAGGUUGGCCCUGAAGGCGGGACUUAAGGACGUACAGGCGGCUAGGGAGCCAAUAAGAGGCCAGGAUAACGGCUCUAAACCAAUCUCAGGAAGGGAUAACCCUGUGUCCAGUACCAGCACGUCAACUGACAGAGAUGCGGGAGGUGAUCCGUUUACCUGUUACCAUGGGGAUUCCUACCAGAGUGUCUACCACCUUCUUCCACACCUGAGUAGCCACACCCCCAGCUUGCGCUAUCUAUACGCAGUCACCAUAGCAACCCUGUUCCAAAAGCUCAGCAAGGCGGGUCCUCCACCUGCUUCCUGGAACUCCUCAGAGAGCAGGAAGUGUACCAGCCAAUCACAGGGUGAAGAGGACAAGAAAAAGCCAAUGGGUUGGGCUCCGGAGCUGAGCCUUCUGGGAAGUGUAGUUCUGCGGCAUAUGUUCCAGCUGAGGUGUAAUGCGCAAGCAGUGAGCGCGCUCAUAAACACGGGUGACUCAGCGGUGCAGUCCACCGAGGAAGUCCGCAUCGCCACGGCCAUGUUCCCCACGCUGAGCGUCCUGAACCACUCCUGCAGCCCCAACACCAGCCUGGCCUUCGCCACUGGAGCCAGGACCGGCCCGCCUUCUCCAGAACCAGAGUCCGCCGCCACGGCUGGCUGUGGAGUCACCGUCACCGUCAGAGCCUCCAGAGACGUCUCCCGGGGACAGGAGAUCCUGCACUGCUAUGGGCCUCACAGCAGCAGGAUGAAGGUGUCGGAGCGCCGGCGCCUCCUGCAGGAGCAGUACUACUUCCUGUGCGCCUGUGAGGCCUGCAGCCUGGAGGAGGAUUCAGAGGUCAGGGGUGAAAGGUCGGGGUCAGACACGGGGUUAAAGUGUGGGAAGUGCCAGGAGACUCUAAAGCCUCUCACUAAGGACGGCGGAGCGUGGUGUGUGUGUCUUUGCGGUCAGCGUGUGUCUGGGGUGGAGCUGGACUUCGUGCUGAAGGAGGUCAAGGCUCGGCUGGAGAAGGCUGUGGAACUCAUGGAGGAAGACAGGCCAGAUGAGGCCCUGGGGGUUUUACAGAGGGCGGGGCCUCGGUCUGGUCUGUUCCUGGGAGAGACUCACCCACUACAGGGGCAGCUGGCGGACGCUAAGGCCCGAGCGUACGCCACAAUGGGCGACUGGCGACGGGCUGCCUCCCAGCUUGAGAGGAGCGUGGUAGCGGUGGGUUCCCAGUAUGGAGAGGACAGCAUCGAAGUGGGACGUCAGCUCUUCAAACUGGCCCAGCUGCACUUCAACGGAGGGUGUCCUGCCCCCGCUCUCUCCAUCAUCCCCAGAGCCAGGCGCCUCCUCUCCCUCCACUCUGGAGAACACUGCCCCGAACUGCAGGAGCUCCAGGCCAUGGAGGACUGCCUUUGUGACGUGUUCUGACACACACACACUUGCACUCGCUUCCUUCAGGAACUCAAAUUCAAAUGUUAUUUUGUCAUUGUUUGUUUUUGUAUGCGUUUUUAUACAUACAUAUUGUUCAAUAAACCGAUACUUUUUGA